UACGGGAACCAAGGUCAGCAGCCCUUGAAUUCCCAGGUCUCUCUGCUGACUCCGAAUGGAGAAAUCACUACCCUGACACAUCCUCUAGCCUUGCAUAUGGUCACUGUCCUCCCUGUCCACCUGCCAUACCUCAGUCCUGAAAUCCUGAGGUUUCUUGAGGUACAUGUAAAGAAAUGGAUGCAUUUCCAGAGGUGGGGGCUCCCCAGACAUGUGGAGGAGUCCCUGAGACAGUUCAUGCCAAACCCGCCAUUGUUUUACCAACCUAUAAAUAACCAACCAGUUUCUUUCAUCCAGAACGAUACUUCUCAGCUCUCUGUUGAGAAAUUUGCGAACAUUUCCUACUAGACCUGGGGUUCAUGUACGGCUGGCCAGCCAACCCAGGCCUUCUGGGUUUCUGAGUGGUCCAUUCUGGACCUAGGACAAAGAUACAACUACCAGCAAAUCCCAAACCAUAUGGCUCUAGCCUUGCCCUCUCCAGCCCUUAAAGACCUAAGUGGCCUCGAUCCACUUCCUGGGCCACAGGCUCAUGACUCAGUGGGCCAUUUGCAGCAGGAAUACAGCCAGCUAUUCUGUGGCCUCCCUUCUCUGCACAGUGAGUCCCUGGUUGAUGUCUUCCUCGGCUGUCAAGGCCUCUCCAUGAACAGGAACAUGUCCAAGGCCCCCUUGAAGGAUCCUUUUCUCUUCAAGGAGCUCUCCUUCCUACCUCUGCCGCCUAAAACUCCACCCAUGACAGCCAUACCCUCUGACUCAUCUUCUCCAAAGUGGGUGACUCAGUCUGACCACCAACAAGCUCAGAUCAAUGUCCCAUUUCUGACAAUGGCCGAAUGUGAAGCUCUGGAGUGGCACGUGCUACAGAGGCAGCUCCAACUUCACUGGGGUUUGCCAGAAGUUUUCCAGAGAUCUCCACACACUCAGAGCCCUGUGCACUAUAAGCCCUGUGACAAAGCCCAGUCUGCUGAGACUGGGAAAACCUCCUGGCAAGGAAAGCCCAUCUCAGCCCGGACCAGAGAAAUACACUUCUUCCCGGAGCAUGCCCGGAGGCUGCUGGGAUUCCACCUCCAGAGGCAGUUGAUUCACCAUCGCUGGGGCCUGCCCCAGAAGAUCCAGCAGUCCAUCCAGUUGCUCCUGUCCCCCGCUGAUCAGCACACUCUGCCCUGGAACAGCACAGCCCUAGCCAAUGUGUGA
Messenger RNA from Ceratotherium simum simum (southern white rhinoceros), 1185 nucleotides. The record is from RefSeq and is a predicted model, not a curated record. NCBI's taxonomy places the organism in Eukaryota, Metazoa, Chordata, Mammalia, Perissodactyla, Rhinocerotidae.